GCUGUAAAUAGAACUGCUUAUAUGUGAAAAAAUUGAGGUUUGAUAUCAUUGUUGUGAAUGAACGCUGAAGCUGCUCACUGUUAUGUUGCGUUUUAUUUUAUAAGCAUAUUCACAAACUGAGGUGGUUAGGUUAUGAUUUUGAAGCUGUGUACACCUUUGUACAGUACUUGCAUUUGGGGUCCUUAACAUGGAGAUGUUUUGAGAAGUGACUGACUACAAACAGGAUGUGGAUAGGUGUUAAAGAAGUGAGACGAGGGGUGAAUAAUGAAGUGGAACACUACGCAUAGACCCUGUGGAACAAAAACAUUUUCAUUUACCUAGUACAAUGUUAAAGUUAUUUCAUUUUGUUUGACUUUGUUAUGCAGCUCUUCUCAAUUUUGACUUUGUGACUCUUCAAACUCAAAACUGACUCAAAAGUCAGCUAUAUUUAAUUACACUUUGCCCAUACUUUUACGCUCAUGAUUAGUCACUGGAUUAGUCAUUGUCAGGUGAAGUAGAAGUGUCUGACUAGAUGUAGUAAUAAGUCACACUGGUUCAUGUUUACUUCCUUCAGUGAAAGACCCGUAUCAGGCUUUUUUGUGAGUUUCAAUGGAGUUUAAGCUGCUGCUGACCUUAGUUCUUUCUACACACAUCACAGGGUUCAGUGCUGAGAUCCCUGUGUUUGUUCAGACAGGAGCUUCUGUUCAACUGGAUAUACAGACACAACAACUACCAGAGUUUGAGGAUUUAUACUGGACAAAAUAUAAAUAUGAGAAUAUAGUUAAAUAUAUAAAUGAAUCUAAAAAAGUCAAUCUUUACAAAGACAGAGUGGAUUUUAAUGAUACAACCUUCUCUCUGACACUGAAGAACAUGCAGAAGACAGACAGUGGACCCUACAGAGCAAGAACAAUUGGCAAAUCAGAGAAGGAUAUUAUUACAUACAGAGUAUCUGUUAUAGAUGCAGUGGAAGCUCCUGUCCUGACUGUAAACUCAAAAUGGUCCAGUCAUGAAUCUUGUAAUUUUACAUGUAAUGGAAGUAACAUUACCGUCAGCUUCAUCUAUAAUAGAAGCAGCUGUUCUCCAGAGGAAGUGACAUCAUCUGAUCACUACACCCUAAGACUGAGCUGCAGUGGUGACUCCAUCAUGUGUAACUACAGCAACCCAGUGAGCUGGAAGACUGACAGAGUGAAUGUUAAUGAACACUGCACUGUUAAUGAAGGAAAACAAGCAUCAUCUGUGUUUCCACUGUGGGUCGUUGCUAUUAUUUUUCUAUUCUCAUUGGCGGCAGUGAUCAGCUUAUGUAUUUACAAAAGGAAAAAAGGUGCCCUGGAGGUUGAACAGACAAUCUAUGCAGAAGUGGACGAGAACAUCAAACCACGGAAGUCACUGGAGAUGUUGGGGAAAUCAGAGAAUUCCCAGACAGUGUAUGAUACUGUAGGAGAUCCAGGACGAACUGAUGCUACCAUCCACACUCAACCUGUGAAACAGAGUUCAUCACUUUCAGAUAAGAGCAAGUCAGAUGCACCAGUCACUAUCUACUGUUCCAUUCAGCAGCAAGCAAACCCCCCCAAAACUGAAGCCGAAAACACUGUUUAUGCUGUGGUCAGUAUCCCGCCAGCUGAUUAUGAAUCUGCACAUCCACAAUCAGAAUAAAAAUGAAUGAAUGAA
This is a messenger RNA of Carassius carassius (crucian carp), 1647 nucleotides long. RefSeq names its product natural killer cell receptor 2B4-like. The record is from RefSeq and is a predicted model, not a curated record. The coding region runs from base 589 to 1632 and encodes 347 amino acids. The transcript has 7 exons. Lineage: Eukaryota; Metazoa; Chordata; Actinopteri; Cypriniformes; Cyprinidae.